Molecule: messenger RNA, 222 nt
Organism: Pyrenophora tritici-repentis Pt-1C-BFP
Lineage: Eukaryota; Fungi; Ascomycota; Dothideomycetes; Pleosporales; Pleosporaceae
Source: RefSeq, a predicted model, not a curated record
AUGCAGUACUUUCACAUCACGCUUCUCGCAAAGCCAACCGCCAACAAGGAUGCGCUCAAACUCUACAUGCAUGUUGCCUGUGGCAAGGACCUGGGCGAGGGAUCCGGGAUUAAGAUUAUGGACCAUUCGGCCGUUGCCAUCAGUGCAAGUCUUGAGAGCGUUGGCUUCGAGAGCAGAAUCUUGGAACUACUGAAAGGAACGGGGCUACUAGAUGCUGCAUAG